AGAGUUGUGUUGCAAAACAAUGAUUUGUAGUUGAUAAUCACCGAUAAGCGCAUUAAGAAUGCUUUUAUCAUAAUUUUCUGUACAUCAAGAAUUGUUAAAUUUGUUGUUAACAGAUCCGAUUCGCGCAUAACAAGUAUAUUGACUAUAUAAUCGAACUAAAAUCAAUUUAUUCAACUUUGCGUAACUAAUGUGCGUUAUGCAGAAAAAUAAUAAUUGCGUAUUUAUUAAAUGUAUAUAACCUUGCAAGGCUUAACAAGUUUUAAAAAAAUCAAUAAAAUAAUUAAAAAAAAAAAACUACAAAAAUAAAACAUGCAAUUCAAUUUCGUAGCAUCAGUUGUGUUUGUGAUAGUUUUUCUUUCAAAAAAAUCCUUUUCCCAAGUCAAAAAAGUUCCCAGAUCACCAUGUCCGGAUAAAUUUCAAUAUAUACGUUCGGGAAAUGAACGGAUUGGAUUAAUAACAAUCGCCGAUCCUCAUUUUGGCACCACUAAGCUGCAAGUUGAGUUAUCACAAAAAGGAACAGAAUAUACAACUGCUGGGCAAUUAAUAUUGAGGAAUGAAGAUAGAGUGAGUGAAAUAAUAGACGAAGAAGAGCCAUUAACAUAUAAAGUGAUUUUCCCUCUUCCGAAUGUUAUUCCUCGAAUUACUUCUAUCAAAGUGGAUGAUUUUGAGAUAUGUCCCGGUCGGCCAUACUCAAGACCAAGUACAAAUAUAACAUUAAAACAUCGUUUAAAUGUAAUUGAAGCAACAGGUGACGAGCCAGCUAUUGUGUCAAUACUACCAGAGGAGUCUGAAAUCAAUUAUUUAAGAGCAAAUGACGAUUCAAAUUCCAACGGCGGACCUAGUUUCAUUGAUAAUGGCGAUUCAAGUUCCAAUUUGAAUUUCGCUCCCGUCGCUACCAAAUUACCCUCAUCGAUACCACCUACAACUGCUUCUACUCAAAACACAAAUAACGCCGAAGAAUUAGAAUUUACAGCGAAUGCGAAAAAUCCGUUUUUAAAAAAAUUCCAACCAAUAAGUAUUAAUCUACGUUCAAGGAAUCCACCACCUCCCGCUGUAAUCAUAGACGAAGACGAACCUGAACCUACAACACCAACACCAAUGCAAUUUAUCAAUUCGAUUUGUGGCCGAGAAAACGUUAAAAAAAAUGCCAUAAAACUUAAUAUAAAUGGUGAACCGAUAGCCAGUUCAAGAUUUCCAUGGAUAGUUGCAAUUUUCAAAAAGACAAAUGACGAUCGUCAAUUCCAGUGCGGAGGAAGUCUGAUUUCGACAAAAACGGUUGUAAGUGCUGCUCAUUGCUUUUUUGAUGGACUUGAAACACUGCCAGCUGAAAAAAUACUGGUAUCCUUGGGUCGGCACAACCUGUCCAAUUGGUCAGAAAUGGAGGCUUUUAAUGUUGAUGCAGAAAGAAUCAUAACACAUCCGGAUUUCCAACCGAGGUUAUCCAGCUAUGAUGCAGAUUUAGCAUUGAUUCAUCUUAAGCAGAGUGUUGUGUUUACAAAUUCAAUUAAACCAGUUUGUUUGUGGCUUGGAAAUACUGAUCCUCGUGAGAUUGAAAAUGUGUCUGGAAUAAUUAUUGGUUGGGGCUCAGAUGGGCGUCACAGAACAACAACAAUUCCAACACUGGUUAAUGCAACUGUCGUUUCUAGAAUAAGUUGUGUUAGAUCAAAUAGGGAUUUUAUUUCACGGACAUCAGAUCGAACAUUGUGCGCUGGAAAUUUAGACGGAAGCGGGCCGUGUACUGGAGAUUCUGGUAAUGGGUUAAUGAUUAGACAUCAAAACAAAUGGAUGCUUAGAGGAACGGUGUCAGCUGCUGUUGGCAUACCAACGCGACCAUGUAUAUUAGAUCAGUACGGAAUAUACUCAGAUACUGCGAUGUUUAAUGAGUGGAUUGAAUCGAAUAUGAUUGUGUAUUUAGUUGCUAGAAAAAAAAAAAUAAAAAAACACACACCAACUAUGAUUUUAAGAAGUGAAUUAGUUUUUGUGAUAAUAAUUGCAUUGUUUGUUUGCAAUUCAUUAUCAGCUCCAGAUAUACCCUGUCCUUCAAAAUUUCAAUAUGCUCGAUCUGGUGACACAAAUUAUGGACUAAUUACCAUAGAUAAGGUAGAUUAUGGAGAUACGGUUGUUGAAAUCGAAUUAUCACAGCCCGGAUUAUUAAACUCGGAUUACGCAGGAAAUCUCAAUUUAAACUUUGAUAAGGAUAAAAUUUUCGAUUACAUCAACUCAGGAAGUGCAAUUACGUAUAAAGUUGAUUUUCCAAUUCCAAAUGAUGUUCCUCAUGUCAGUUCUAUUCUUUUAAAUGGUGCUAAUAUAUGUUCCGGUCCUAAAGUUUCUGGAACAAGUACAACAAUAACACUGAAGCAUACUCUAACAGCUUCUGGUUCAUCAUCAAAUAAACCUAAGCCAGUUGAACCACAAAAUAAUAACAUUAGACCAACAUUCUUUCCAUUUUUUAAGCCAGUUGAACCAUCACAAAAUAACAUUAGACCAACAAUGUUUUCAUUUUCGAGAAAUGUACCAUGGAUUCCUACAACAACUAGUCCAAGACCACGUUUUGGUUUUCCAAGCUUUUUAAGAAACACUUUUACUCAACCAACAGAGAAGUACUCACGCGACAGCAGCAAUCCAUUUUUCAACAGUGAUAAUGGCUAUCAUCAUCAUGUUUUAUCAGUACCAUUAACAACAAGUACAACAACAAGUGAAAGACCAACUUAUAGUUCAAGAAAUUACCCAUCUUUCUUGGAAGCAAUUAGGCCACACGUUGAUCCUCCAGCAACUACAAGUUCAACAACUCCACCAACUACCACCACCACAACUACUACUACCACAACAACAACAACAACUCCACGACCACCACCUCCACCAAUUCCUCAAUAUAUACCACCUCCAUUACCACCAAUUGCUGAAUUUGUACUGCCUCCUACUAGAUCAACUACUAUCCAGAUGACUCAACAAUACCUCAAUUCAGUUUGUGGUCAAGAGAACAUGAAUUUCUCAGUUAAGAAACUUGCAGUUAAAGGUGAUAUUAUACCCAGAGCACGAUUCCCAUGGAUUGUUGCAUUAUUCCAAACGAACAGGGCGGCAACACUCUCAUUUCAAUGUGGUGGUAGUUUGAUCUCAUCCAGAACCGUUAUCAGUGCUGCUCAUUGCUUCUAUUCAGGAUACAGUAUGAUAAGGAGUGAAGAUAUAUUAGUAUCGAUGGGUCGACAUAAUCUAACCGAUUGGUCAGAUAGUUAUAUAAUUCACAGUGAUGUCGAACAAGUUAUUCAACAUCCGGACUAUAGACCGGAACUUGUUAAUAUCGAUGCAGAUUUAGCUAUUGUUUGGAUGAAAAAGAGUGUUACUUUUUCACAUGCAAUACGACCGGUUUGUAUGUGGAAAGGACCAUUAGAUGUUCGUGAUAUUGAAGGAGUUUCGGGAAUUGUUGUAGGCUGGGGACGCGAUGAGAAUAAUCAUGAUGUUACUACUUCGCCUAGAUUAGUUACAGCUAAUAUAGCUACAGAGAUAACAUGCAUAAGAUCGAAUGAUAAAUUGUUUUAUUUAACUUCAAAUCGAACCUUGUGUGCUGGGAAUCGGGAUGGAACUGGGCCGUGUAAUGGUGAUUCGGGAAGUGGUUUGAUGAUACGAAAUCGAAAUAAAUGGAUGCUUAGGGGAACAGUAUCAGCUGCAUUGGGUAGUGAUGUUGAUCAAUGUAAUUUGAAUGAAUAUGUUGUGUAUACUGAUAUUGCAAAGUUUAUUGGAUGGAUAAAUGCAAAUAUGUUACUUUAGAUAUAAUUUUUAAACGUUGUAUUAUAAAGUUGUAAAUAAAGGGUGUCCCAAAAGUAA
Messenger RNA from Episyrphus balteatus (marmalade hoverfly), 3822 nucleotides. RefSeq lists its product as uncharacterized. The transcript is spliced from 10 exons. The coding region runs from base 310 to 3765 and encodes 1151 amino acids. The record is from RefSeq and is a predicted model, not a curated record. Gene Ontology annotation, molecular function: serine-type endopeptidase activity. Lineage: Eukaryota; Metazoa; Arthropoda; Insecta; Diptera; Syrphidae. Gene Ontology annotation, biological process: proteolysis.